AUGGAGACAAUUGUUAUUCUCGUGUGCUGCAAUGGAAAAUGGGUCACCUCGAAGAAGAUGUGCAAAUACGAAGGGGGUGACUCAAAAGGCUUAAUAGUUCCACGGACCAUCAAAUUUGCUGAACUGUUGGACCGUGUGCAUCCGAUUGGUAAUACAAACAUCAGGGAAGACAAGAUUUGCUUAAAAUUCUCAGUUUUGGUGGCCUCGAAUGAGUGGAAGCACAUAAAGAUUGAGGACGAUGAUGAUGUCAAUUUUUUUAUGAAGUACAAUUCCGAGGUAACACCUUCAAAACUAGCUCCCUUACUCGUGAGUAUAGAAGAUAAAGGACUGACAAAUGAUGUAGUUCAUAGUAUGCAUAUCACGACAGAUAGUAGUCGGAUGGGUCAUUCUUCAGUUGCCAUUGUUGAAAGCAAUGAAGUAACUUGGAAUAAUACAAAUGUCACUGAUUUGGGAGCUGCCCAGUUGCCAAAAAUGCGUUUAAGAGGAGAAUCUGAACCCACUCGUCAACAUUAUUGGAGUCAAAUGGGUGAAAAAAAUCGGUAUAAUGCAGUCGGUGUAAAAGAUGAAGAAGCAUAUUUUGACAGCGGGUUUUCACGAAGCGAUUGGAAUCCGAAAAUUACAGUUGGGCAAAUUUUCUCUAGUAAGAAAGCAUUGUUGACGGAGUUACGGUUGACGGCAUUAAGAGGCCACUUUGAAUUUAAGGUGCAAUUCUCUUGCACUAAGAGGUUGCUUGUGGUUUGUUGUCAACGUCCAUGCCCAUGGCGGGUCCGAGCAUCGAGAAUUGGAGAAUACAGCUUCAUGAUUGUGAGGUGUACAACUGUCCAUGAAUGUGAUUUGAGGUUUGUAAGUGACAAGCAUCGUCAAGCAACCGCAGCACUUGUAGCCAGUUCACUUAAAAGGAAGUUGAAGGAUUGUCGGACAAUAUACACACCAAGUGACAUUAUGAGAGAUGUGAAACACAACUUUGGUUGCACCAUCCAUUAUUCUAAAGCUUGGAAAGCAAGGGAGUUAGCUCUAUUGUCCAUUAGAGGAUCAGCGGAGGAGGCAUAUUAUAUCCUUCCAGCUUAUUGCUAUGAAUUGGAGCGUAUGAAUCCCGGCACAAAAACACACAUCCGAACUGAUGAGAACAAUCACUUUGUGUAUUUAUUUAUGGCGGUUGGCGCAUGUAUUAGAGGGUUCCGUUCUUCCAUGCGCCCAGUGAUAGCCGUGGAUGCCACUCAUUUAAAAUCCAAGUACAAGGGUGUUAUGUUUGUAGCAAAUGCAUUCGAUGGUAAUCGAAAUAUAUAUCCUCUUGCUUUUGGGAUCGGGGAUUUGGAGACGGAUGCAUCAUGGCAUUGGUUUUUCACUAAACUUCAUGAAGCCAUUGGUGAGUGUCCCAAUCUUGUUAUUAUUUCUGAUCGCAAUGUUAGCAUAGAGAAUGUGUGGAACAAAAUUUUUCCAACUGCACAACAUGGCAUAUGCUUUUAUCAUAUGAAGGGGAACAUGAAACGCACUUUCAAGUUGAAAAAGCGUGAUCACAUACUUAUGCACUUUGAGAAGGCUGCGAAAUCUUAUUCCAUUGCUGAAUUUGAUUGUCAUUUUCGCAAGAUCAAGCGAAAGGAACAUGUUGCUCAAUAUCUUGAAGAGGCAGGGUUACAUAAGUGGUCUAGAGCUCACAUGGAUGGACGCCGCUACAAUGUAAUGACAACAAAUAUUGCGGAGUCAAUCAACUCAGUCCUUAGGUUUGCAAGAAUGCUGCCAGUGGUUCAUUUGAUAGGGGAAAUUGUUAAUCUCCUUGUGAAAUGGUUCACCAAACGUCGUGAGUUGGCUUUGAAUUGCACAACAACAUUGUGCCCCAAUUUUGGAGAGAAGAAGUUGAGGAACAGGUUGGAGGAUGCUGCAAGGAUGAAUGUGGUUAAAGUUAAUAAUGCACAAUAUAAUGUUUUGGACGGUGAUAUGGACGGCCUCGUAGAUUUGACGAACAACAGUUGUAGUUGUAGAAAGUUUCAGCUUGAGCAGCUACCUUGCAAGCAUGUAGUUGCAGUUUGCCGCUUCUUGAAAGUAAGUGUAUAUGCAAAGGCUUCUCGGUAUUACACUCGGAAAACCUGGAUGGAUGCUUAUUCGGAUAGCAUCUACCCGGUACAACCUCACGGAAUGUGGGAUACUCCUGAAGAUGUUCGAAGUCGAGUUGUGCUGCCUCCCAUGGCAAGGGUCAUGCCAGGCAGACGAAAGAAGUUAAGAAUUCCCUCGCAAGGAGAGGGCAGCAUUAGAAGAAAGUGCUCAAGGUGCGGUUCCACAGGCCACAAUAAAAGCACCUGUAAAAACAAUAUUCCAUUGCGCAAUGUAUCUUAG
Molecule: messenger RNA, 2331 nt
Organism: Prunus dulcis (almond)
Lineage: Eukaryota; Viridiplantae; Streptophyta; Magnoliopsida; Rosales; Rosaceae
Exons: 2
Coding region: 1-2331 (776 amino acids)
Molecular function (GO): zinc ion binding; nucleic acid binding
Source: RefSeq, a predicted model, not a curated record